UUCUGCUGUUUUAACUUAGGAUCAUUAAAUACGACAGGUCACAUAUUUUGUAAACCAUGUUCAACUUCAAUAUCAAAUUUGCGCUCUCUCUCUCUCUCUCUCUCUCUCUCUCUCUCUUUGCAUGAAAACGCGUAUCUACAACUGCAAUUUAUAACGUUUUCUUCCUGCUCUCCAAUAAAUUCUGGUCCUUGUUUCUUUCCAGCUAUUGAGUUCUGCCACUGAUCAUCAGUUAGAUAAUUAGGGUCAAGCAUCUCUCUCUCUCUCUCUCUCUCUCUUGCAUCAAUUCAUCAGAUCUUUGCUGCAGAUAUGCUCAGAUCACUAACCAGUAGCUAUAUGCGCUGGAAAUUCACGGAAACUGAGGGAUAGAUGUGGAAUAUUUGUUUUAUUCUCGGAGAGUUUAAGCUGAUCAGCUGCAAUGAUUUUCUCUGUAAGCGAGCGAUGCCCUUUUCAACGUUUGGUGCAUCUGGCCAUGGAAGAAGGUUGGAAGGCAAGGUAGCCAUAAUAACAGGAUCAGCUAGCGGGCUUGGGAAGGCCACGGCCCACGAGUUCAUCCGACAUGGAGCACACGUCAUCAUUGCAGACUCAGAUUCUGAGCUGGGUCCACAAGUUGCCAAAGAGCUGGGCCCCGCAGCCUACUUUGUCCAGUGCGACGUUACCAUUGAGUCCCAGAUAGCAGAGGCUGUAGAAACCGCCAUGGCCCGUCAUGGAAAACUUGACAUAAUGUACAACAACGCGGGAAUAACAGGCCCAGCAUUCCCGCCCAGCAUCGCUGACCUGAACCUUGAAGAGUUUGACAGAGUGAUCCGGGUCAACUUGAGGGGCGCGGUUGCUGGGAUAAAGCAUGCGGCCCGAGUCAUGAAACCUGCGGGCUCAGGCUCCAUACUGUGCACGUCCAGCAUAGCUGGGCUGUUGGGUGGCCUUGGGCCUCACUCCUACUCGAUAUCGAAAUUUACGAUACCUGGCCUGGUGAAAUCACUGGCGAGCGAGCUGUGCCGAAACGGGAUCCGAGUCAAUUGCAUAUCGCCGGGUCCAAUACCGACGCCAAUGGCGGUGCGGGAAAUAAAGCAGUUUUAUCCGGGGGCAACGGAGGAGCAAGUUAAAGAGAUAGUGAAUGGGCUGGGAGAGCUCAAGGGUGCGAAGUGUGAGGAGAUAGAUGUGGCGCAAGCGGCGGUGUAUCUGGCGUCGGAUGAAGCAAAAUAUGUGACGGGUCAUAAUCUAGUGCUGGAUGGAGGGUUCACCAGCUUCAAAAGUCUUAGCUUCCCUUCUUCUCGGGAUCAACCUGUGUAAUGUAAUCCUAGUAUAUGCCUAGAGUCAAGACUCCAAUAAGGUUUAGACUUGUUUUCGUUACAAACGUACACAAGUUAAUUGUUGUUUGCACACAUGCUUAUCAUGCAUGUGUCUUUUUUAUUUCAAGCAGCUUGAUUAUAUUACGUACUAUAUUUAAAUGUUGUUGAA
Malus domestica (apple) is the source of this 1455-nucleotide messenger RNA. Its product is annotated as momilactone A synthase-like. Lineage: Eukaryota; Viridiplantae; Streptophyta; Magnoliopsida; Rosales; Rosaceae. The record is from RefSeq and is a predicted model, not a curated record.